This is a messenger RNA of Suillus subalutaceus, 1218 nucleotides long. RefSeq names its product pyridoxal phosphate-dependent transferase. Gene Ontology annotation, molecular function: L-allo-threonine aldolase activity. Gene Ontology annotation, biological process: L-threonine catabolic process; glycine biosynthetic process. The transcript has 8 exons. Lineage: Eukaryota; Fungi; Basidiomycota; Agaricomycetes; Boletales; Suillaceae. The record is from RefSeq and is a predicted model, not a curated record. Gene Ontology annotation, cellular component: cytosol. The coding region runs from base 1 to 1218 and encodes 405 amino acids.
AUGCCUUCCCUGACAGACGUCCGUUUCGCUGAACUCGUGCAGGACAUCGCUUGCGAUGUGCAUUCCAAGACCCAGGAUGAUGACAACAUUCUCAAGGUCCAAGAAAUUUCGAGGGCAUUUGUAUCGGACACUCUCACAGUACCGACCAAGGAGAUGAAUGCCUAUGCUCUCCGUGCGUCCCUCGGGGACGAUGUAUAUUUCGAGCCAUCCACUGCUUUGCUUGAAUCCCACAUCGCAAAGAUCACCGGAAAAGAAGCAGGCCUCUUUCUACCCACAGGCACGAUCCUCCAUAUUCAGUCAUCACAGAUGCACGGGCCCACAUAUACCGGUAGGUUUACUUGUCGCUUGAGAAAUAUGUUUCCAACGUUUGCCAGCAUGGAAGCUGGCGGCGCUGCUUUUCACUCAGGUGCUAACAGUAUCCCAAUUAUUCCCGCUAACGAACACCAUCUUACCUGGGAGGACAUCGAACCUCGUAUCGUCUCUGGCACAGAUGUCCAUGUUGCCCCAACGCAUAUCAUAGCGCUUGAGAAUACUCUGAACGGAACCAUCAUCCCACAGGACGACGUGAUUGAAAUUUCGAAGAACGCACAUAGUCGGGGUAUCAUCAUGCACCUCGACGGUGCGCGCAUCUGGCAUGUUGCAGCAGAGACCGGGUUGUCCAUGAAAGAGCUUUGUGACCCAUUUGAGUCUGCGAGCUUAUGUCUCAGCAAAGGACUUGGUGCACCCAUCGGAACUGUCCUAGUUGGCUCAGCGCCAUUUAUAACCAAGGCGCGAUGGUUCCGAAAGCUCUUUGGUGGGGGUAUGCGCCAGACCGGGUACUUGGCUGGCUGCGCUGCGUACGCACUUACUUACAAUUUCCCUAUGCUCCCUCGCGUGCACGCCCUUGCAAAGCGGAUGCAGCAGGGCCUAGAACAACUCGGCGUUGGGAUCUUGAGUCCCGCUGAAACUUGCAUGUUGUUCUAUGACCCUUCGCCUAUUGGGGUUGAAUACUGGGAAGUAGUUGAGCGGGCCGCACAACUUCCGGAUCCCAUUAAGCUGAAUGGGUCUCGCCUUCUGAUGCACAUUCAGACAUCGCCUCAAGCAAUAGAAGACUUCCUGGAGCUCCUGCGUACGCUCAAAGAAGAGAAGGCUGCUGCGGGAUGGAAACCCGAGAAUGCACCGCCUAAGAAGAAGACCCUGUUCAGAGAUGUGUACGUCAAGGCCGUUAGACCAACAUAG